Molecule: messenger RNA, 4038 nt
Organism: Closterium sp. Naga37s-1
Lineage: Eukaryota; Viridiplantae; Streptophyta; Zygnematophyceae; Desmidiales; Closteriaceae
Source: the annotation of a GenBank genome assembly
AUGGCUGUCGAUAGGUAUCAUUGGCGGGUUCGUCGUGCUGCUGCUCGUGUGCGCGCCGCUGCUGCUCGAGCUGACUCGCCAGUUCACCUUCAUGCAAAUACCUCCCGAGCCCGCCGCCUCCACGCCGCUCGACCAGUUUCCGGAACCAGUCCCAAGCCCGUACCUCCCCAGCCCGCCGACUCCACACUGCUCAGCCAGACCCCGGGUUCAGGAGCCCUCGCGUCUGACAUGGCCAUUCAGCAGGCAGGCAGCGGCGAGUCAGAUCUGAGCAGAGCCAACAAUCCCGAGGUGCCGCGACUCACGGCCAAGGAGUCAACACGGCUUCCAGAGGAUGCGUCUCAAUACGUCUGCUGGUCCUCAGGUACACCCCCCCCUCGCUGUCCCCCACCCCGCUGCCCCUUCCCCCCCUCUCCCUGCUCCCUUCCCCCGCUGCCGCCUACCCCCGCUGCUCCCUCCUCCCGUUGCUGCGCCCCCCCGCUCCGCACCACAUCAGGAGGAGCAACAGCAGCAACCGCAGCAGCCCCGGCAGCAGCAGCAGGAGGAAGGGGAGUGGUGGUGGGCGGCAGGGGAUGCAGUGGGUGCAUGCAAGGGGAGGAGUGCAGCAUACACGUGUGGGUCAUGCCGCCUGCUUACUGGGUGUCGCCCUUGGGGACCAAUCGGAGUGACGGGGGUAGCAUGGGUGGCAACAGUGACAGCAACAGUGAGAGCAGCAGCAGCAGCAUUAGACCCAGCCAUGAGAGCAGUUGGUUGAAGAACGACCUGACUCUGAUUCUGGAGGGCCCGGCGUUGGGCAACGGGGACGUGCAAUGCGUUGACCCCCCUGCCUGCUCGCACUACCUCAUCUCCUACCGCCUCUGGGACGUGGGGACCUACAGGUACGUGGGAGGGUGCAGGAGUGAGAAAAUACAGGCAUGUGGGAAGGCGCAGGGGUGGGGAGUUGCGAGCGCAUGGGAGGGUACAGGAGUGGGGAAUUGUAGCGUGGAAGGGCGGAGGGACAUGGGGAAUUACAGAUACUCUUACCUUCUCGCCACUCCAAUAGUGGCCUUUCCCACUCACACGCUUUCCCACUCACACGCUUUCCCACUCACACGCUUUCCCACUCACACGCUUUCCCACUCACAUGCUUUCCCACUCACACGCUUUCCCACUCACACGCUUUCCCACUCACACGCUUUCCCACUCACACGCUUUCCCACUCACACGCUUUCCCACUCACGCUUUCCCACUCGCGCUUUCCCACUCGCGCUUUCCCACUCACGCUUUCCCACUCACGCUUUCCCCCUCACGCUUUCCCAAUCACGCUUUCUCACUCACGCUUUCCCACUCACGCUUUCCCACUCACGCUUUUCCACUCACGCUUUCCCACUCACGCUUUUCCACUCACGCUUUCCCACUCACGCUUUCCCACUCGCGCUUUCCCACUCACGCUUUCCCCCUCACGCUUUCCCACUCACGCUUUCUCACUCACGCUUUCCCACUCACGCUUUCCCACUCACACGCUUUCCCACUCACACGCUUUCCCACUCACACGCUUUCCCACUCACGCUUUCCCACUCGCGCUUUCCCACUCGCGCUUUCCCACUCACGCUUUCCCACUCACGCUUUCCCACUUACGCUUUCCCACUCACGCUUUCCCACUCACGCUUUCCCACUCACGCUUUCCCACUCACGCUUUCCCACUCACGCUUUCCCACUCACGCUUUCCCACUCACGCUUUCCCACUCACGCUUUCCCCCUCACGCUUUCCCACUCACGCUUUCCCACUCACGCUUUCCCACUCACGCUUUCCCCCUCACGCUUUCCCACUCACGCUUUCUCACUCACGCUUUCCCACUCACGCUUUCCCACUCACGCUUUUCCACUCACGCUUUCCCACUCACGCUUUUCCACUCACGCUUUCCCACUCACGCUUUCCCACUCACGCUUUCCCACUCACGCUUUCCCACUCACGCUUUCCCACUCACGCUUUCCCACUCACGCUUUCCCACUCACGCUUUCCCACUCACGCUUUCCCACUCACGCUUUCCCACUCACGCUUUCCCACUCACGCUUUCCCACUCACGCUUUCCCACUCACGCUUUCCCCCUCACGCUUUUCCACUCACGCUUUCCCACUCACGCUUUCCCACUCACGCUUUCCCACUCACGCUUUCCCACUCACGCUUUCCCACUCACGCUUUUCCACUCACGCUUUCCCACUCACGCUUUUCCACUCACGCUUUCCCACUCACGCUUUCCCACUCGCGCUUUCCCACUCACGCUUUCCCCCUCACGCUUUCCCACUCACGCUUUCUCACUCACGCUUUCCCACUCACGCUUUCCCACUCACACGCUUUCCCACUCACACGCUUUCCCACUCACACGCUUUCCCACUCACGCUUUCCCACUCGCGCUUUCCCACUCGCGCUUUCCCACUCACGCUUUCCCACUCACGCUUUCCCACUCACGCUUUCCCACUCACGCUUUCCCACUCACGCUUUCCCACUCACGCUUUCCCACUCACGCUUUCCCACUCACGCUUUCCCACUCACGCUUUCCCCCUCACGCUUUCCCCCUCACGCUUUCCCACUCACGCUUUCCCACUCACGCUUUCCCCCUCACGCUUUCUCACUCACGCUUUCCCACUCACGCUUUCCCACUCACGCUUUCCCACUCACGCUUUUCCACUCACGCUUUCCCACUCACGCUUUUCCACUCACGCUUUCCCACUCACGCUUUCCCACUCACGCUUUCCCACUCACGCUUUCCCACUCACGCUUUCCCACUCACGCUUUCCCACUCACGCUUUCCCACUCACGCUUUCCCACUCACACGCUUUCCCACUCACACGCUUUCCCACUCUCACGCUUUCCCACUCACGCUUUCCCACUCGCGCUUUCCCACUCACGCUUUCCCCCUCACGCUUUCCCACUCACGCUUUCUCACUCACGCUUUCCCACUCACGCUUUCCCACUCACACGCUUUCCCACUCACACGCUUUCCCACUCACACGCUUUCCCACUCACGCUUUCCCACUCGCGCUUUCCCACUCGCGCUUUCCCACUCACGCUUUCCCACUCACGCUUUCCCACUCACGCUUUCCCACUCACGCUUUCCCACUCACGCUUUCCCACUCACGCUUUCCCACUCACGCUUUCCCACUCACGCUUUCCCACUCACGCUUUCCCCCUCACGCUUUCCCCCUCACGCUUUCCCACUCACGCUUUCCCACUCACGCUUUCUCACUCACGCUUUUCCACUCACGCUUUCCCACUCACUCGCUCACGUGUUUACUGUCUUGCAACUCUCGCCAGUGCUCUCACCUUUUUGCCUCCUCAUUUGUAGCCUUCACCACCCGGUCCUACUCACCCUUCCCACUCACCCCCUCACAGUCGCUCUGCCACCCCCCUCACCCGCCUGCUCUCCCCAUUCCAGCGCCACCCUCACCGUGGGUUGUUCCAAUCUCAACUUCUCGCCUGACUUUGCCGCCCAUUUCAGUUCCACCUUCCGCCAUGACCUUGCCACGUGGAACCUCUCAAUUGGCUGGCCUGAGAAAUCAGCUUCCGGGAACGUUCCUGCAUCUGUCAGCGCAGCUGGUAACGAUGCUCGUGAUGGCGCUGCUGACAUGGAGGCUGGGGGAUUCGAUGCCAUGACGUCAGCUACAGCCUCCGCAAAUACAACCUCCCCAGAUACUACCUUCCCCGACAUCUUAGCCACACCCUGCACACCAGGAUCCGUCCCUGGUCGUUGGAAGAAGGACAGCAGUGGCAAGUACACCUGGACUUUCUUCCCCUGCGCACCACCAUUAUCGCCUCCCAGCCAUUGGAUCUCGGAUCUACGGCGCAAGGGCAUUGAGGAGAUCAACAUAGUGGGGGACUUGCACCAGCGAGUGCUGUCAAACCACCUGCACUUCCUGCUGUCGGGGAGCACAGGGGACGUGCUGCCCGAUCCGCGCUUCAACUACACCUUCCACUCCCGCAACGCAAACCAGGAGGCGUUCCGAAUCAACUAUUAUUGGGUCGAUGGGAUCUUCCGCAAUGGGGAGUUUGGUUGUGGGUGA